Phasianus colchicus (ring-necked pheasant) is the source of this 1579-nucleotide messenger RNA. RefSeq names its product RAB interacting factor (gene RABIF). NCBI's taxonomy places the organism in Eukaryota, Metazoa, Chordata, Aves, Galliformes, Phasianidae. Gene Ontology annotation, cellular component: cytosol; membrane. Gene Ontology annotation, biological process: post-Golgi vesicle-mediated transport; small GTPase-mediated signal transduction. The record is from RefSeq and is a predicted model, not a curated record. Gene Ontology annotation, molecular function: zinc ion binding; guanyl-nucleotide exchange factor activity.
GCGCGGCCAUGGCGGCGGCCUGUGCGGAGAUGGAGCCGGCGGCGGCGCCUCCUUCUUCUCCUCCCGCCGCCGCCGCCGCCGCGCCGGGAUCUGCCGGGCUGGUGUGCGCGCAGGGCCGGAACCUGAAGGCGGUGCUGUGCCAGCGCUGCGGAUCUCGGGUGCUGCUGCCCGGAGCCGCCACGUUCACCUGCCGUGAGCUGCUGCUGCCCGCCAUGAGGAAGAAGGCGCCGGCGCCGGCGGACGGCAGCGACGGGGACGUGGUGCGGGAGCACUGGCUGGUGCGCGACAUGUUCUCCUUCGAGAACGUGGGCUUCACCCGCGACGUGGGCAACGUCAAGUUCCUGGUGUGCGCCGACUGCGAGGCCGGGCCCAUCGGCUGGCACUGCGUGGACGACAAGGACAGCUUCUACGUGGCGCUGGAGCGCGUGGCCCACGAGUGACGGCGGCGCGGGGCUGGGACGGCUGGCAGCGCCGGGUGCAGCCCUGCUGGGCGGCACGAGGACCGCUGUGAUGCUGCAGAGCGGCACUGCGCCCCUCAGCCACCGCCGGACUGCGGGACGCACGGCACAGCAGGACGCACGGCACAGCAGGACGCACGGCACAGCAGGACAUACGGCACAGCAGGACGCACGGCACAGCACAGACACAUGGGAGCAGCAGCGCUGGUGGCAGAGCUGCAGAACGGCACGGCAGGAUGGCUCUGCAGGGCAGCUCGGUGUCACGCAUGCUGGGAGCGUCCCGGGUUUUCAUGGCUGCUCUGUCACUCCUCCUUGUGUCGUGGCUGUUCUAAAUGUGGGGGAUGUCUCUGGGGUGACUGGUUUGUGGCACAGCCCCAGCAGUGCUGGCGCAGAGCAGGAGGAGGAGAGGACUGCUGUGCUGAUCCAUGAAGUGUCUGACCUGCAGCCGGGGCAGCUGCGGGUGUCAGGCUGUGUGCUCUGUUGAUGUUCAGAUGUUCCCUGCCCCAGACCUUAACAUUUAGGUUCUCUAAAAUCUCACCCUAUUUGACAACUGUAACCUGUAAGAAUAUAUGGUACCUAAAGUGUGCGUAAGGUAUUUUAGCUGAUGUGGUUUUAUUAACUGAGUACUUGGAAAUAAAACAAGAUACAGAUACCGGGCAGCACAGGCUGAUGGAGGGGCAAAUAAAGAAAACAUGCGGGAUGGUAACAUGUUCAGGAAGGAAGAAUGCAGAGAUUCCAUCCUGAAAAGGACUUGGAUGAGCAGAGUGUGAUGAUUCAGUGUCUCAGAGCUGAAGAAUGUCAGAAGAGCUGCGUGCACAUUAAACAGGAGGUAAGUUCCCUUCUGCUGGUAGGAGCAGUGCUGGGAUGUUGCCUCCAGCAGUGGCCUCUCUUCAAAGAUGGUCACAAAUCUGACUGCAUGUUGCAGGAGCCCACAGCAGCUGUGGUUCUUACAGCCUUUUAUCUUUUGGUGGUUGCAGUCCAGUCUGUAUUCCAGGUUUGCAAACCCUUGUAUGAAUAAUGCACAGCUUUAUGGGGUAGCUGUGGGUCAGGCCUGCAGAGGACGUCCUUUCUGCAGCAAAUGUGUCAGCAUGUUAUGCUAUUAAACACUUUUGGUACCAAUU